Messenger RNA from Ogataea angusta, 855 nucleotides. RefSeq lists its product as uncharacterized. Gene Ontology annotation, cellular component: mitochondrial large ribosomal subunit. Gene Ontology annotation, biological process: translation. NCBI's taxonomy places the organism in Eukaryota, Fungi, Ascomycota, Pichiomycetes, Pichiales, Pichiaceae. Bases 1 to 855 code for a protein of 284 amino acids. The transcript has a single exon. Gene Ontology annotation, molecular function: structural constituent of ribosome. The record is from RefSeq and is a predicted model, not a curated record.
AUGUUGACUGGCUUCUCUAAAUAUGGACAGUACUUUCUUUUGAGUCCUCAAUAUAGAUGCAUCUCAAUGCUCGGUCACUUGAAACCAGCGCCAAACUCUCAGGUCAACGAGAAAAGAGUUGGUAGAGGUCCGGGAUCAGGCUAUGGAAAAACAUCCGGACGAGGUCAGAAAGGUCAGAAAGCCAGGGGAUCGGUCCCCCACUGGUUUGAAGGUGGACAAACUCCAGUCUAUAAACUUUAUCCCAAGAGAGGCUUUAUUAGACACCAAAAGCUUGACUUGCACGAAGUUCCGUUGAUUAGAAUACAACAAUUUUACGAUUCAGGACGUUUGAAGUUGGCUCCUGGUGAGACACUUACAAUGAAAAAGAUGAAGGAAAUCGGACUGAUCACUGGAUCCUUGAAAGACGGAGUUGCCAUCUUAGGUACUGGAGCUCCAGUCUACAAGCUCAAUAUAAACAUAGAGUCGACCAAAGCUACGCAAACAGCGAUCGAGACUAUUGAAAAUAAUGGUGGGAAAUAUACCGCGAGGUAUUUUUCGAGAUCUUUGGGUUACCAAGUUCACAUGGCUCCUGAGCGUUUCAUGCGCUCGAAAGGCUACGUCCCCAUGCAGGCGAAACCAAUUGCUAGACGUGAUAUUCUCUAUUACACUAGUCCAGAAAAGCGUGGAUACCUAGCUGGCUCUGAUUUUGCUCGAAUCGUGAAGGACGGAGCUACAAGGGCUUCGGUUGCAAGAAAAGAAAUCAAAUCGCCAUUGGUCAAACACUUGGAAGAGCUCUCAAAGUCCGAGCGGAAAGACUAUGGCAUCAAUGCAUUCACCAACAACACCAUUGUGAACUUCUCUGACUUAAAAUUAUAG